Molecule: messenger RNA, 2150 nt
Organism: Plectropomus leopardus (leopard coralgrouper)
Lineage: Eukaryota; Metazoa; Chordata; Actinopteri; Perciformes; Serranidae
Gene: lactbl1b
Product: lactamase, beta-like 1b
Source: RefSeq, a predicted model, not a curated record
CGGAACAAAAGCAGGAAUAUUUUUGCCUCACUGUUUUUGCUGAAAACGGAGGGAGACGCUUUCAAUAGAUUCAGAACCUGAGGUAACAGCUGGUGCAGCAAAGUCAUGGGCAAGGCGGGGAGUAAAGUCCUCAGGGAGACAUCAAUGGAUGGAGUUCAAGCCCAGCCAACUCCUGCUGCAGCGGCUCCUGCUCCGGCUGCAACCGUUAAGUUCGAAGGACUCACUAAAACCAGUAAGAUGAAGGUGAAAUGGACCCAGCUGGGUUUGGUGUUCUUCCUCGUUUUGUCCCUGGUGAUGACAGGAUGCUUCCUCUGGCAAUACCAGCUGCCAAAACUUCUACCAGAUGAUGGGAUGGGAGGCAACUCCAAAUCAGAGAUGAUGUGUCCUCGCUUCCCCGAGCCUCUGCAGUUGGAGCAUCCUAUCCCCAGUCUGAAAGAGGCGCUGGAGAAGGUAGACCUUUUGCUUCGGCAGAGUAUCAACCCCAUCAGCCUCCCCUCUCUGUCUGCCAUCGUUAUCUUAAAUGACACUGUUUUGUGGACCGGCAAUUUUGGAAAAAGGAACGCCAGUGACCCUCUCUCAGGACCUCCCAAUGAGUACACAAUUUACAGAAUUGCAAGCCUGUCCAAAAUCUUCCCCACGCUGAUGCUGUACAAGCUGUGGGAGGACGGGAAGAUCGGCUCCCUGGAUGACCCUCUGGAGAAAUACGUGGAGAACUUUACAAUCAAAAACCCUCUGGGGAAGACGCGCGACUCGGAGCUGAAAUAUGUGACAGAUGGCCUGAUAUUUCUAGACAGCGGGGAGGUUCAGAUCCGCUCCUCCUCAGUCACCCUGCGGAGGAUGGCCAGCCAGCUCUCAGGUCUACCCAGGAGACUGCGAGCCACGAGUCUGCUUUGGAAAGGAAAAACUCAAUCUGCAAUCAAUCUGCUGCAAGAUGAUGUCCUUGUCGCAGACCCGGGCACCAAAUGUCACUACAGCAACCUCGCCUUCUCGCUGCUGGCUCAUGUGAUGGCAGAGCGAGUGGUCGCUGUCGACUACCAGCGGUGGAUCACAGACAACAUCCUAGACCGGCUGGGGAUGGAGGACACCGGCUUCGACAUCACCCCGGGGCUCCAGAGCCAGAUGGCUGUGGGUGUUUACUCCAACGGAAAGCCGGCCCCGCUCUACGAUCUGGGCUGGUACCGGCCUUCGGGUCAGAUGUUCUCAACGGCAGCAGACUUGGCCAAGCUCGCCAUGGUUCUGCUGGGCGCUUAUCACCGCAAGAUGCUGGAGCCAGACUCGUUGAAGAUCAUGCUGACGCCGCUCUUCAGGUGCGAUAAGGACUACUUUGCCAACCGUACUGGGACGCCAUGGGAGGUGAAUGAGCUGAAGGGCUACGAGAUGGUGCGUAAAGACGGAGAUCUGGACGGCUACUCCGCCACCUUCUCCCUGGUGCCCAAACUGAAGCUCGGUCUGGUGGUGCUAAUGGCUGGCAGCCGGUCUCAGAACCAGGACUUGGUCACUAAGGCCUACAACCACAUCAUACCAGCCAUAGAGAAAGCCUUCAGGGAAGCCAGGAAGGUCCUUUCUUCUCCGCCAAACCCAGAACCUUACGUCGGCUUUUUCACGUACGGCAACAUCACCUUCUACGAGAUAAAAGUCGGGCCAGAUGGCGUUCUGAUCAUGCAACAGUUUGGGCCUCAGAUAGAAGAGCUCAUCCCAGAGAAGUACAGGACAAUAAAGCUCAACUACCUGGUCGAGCGGGUAUUCAGAGUAGUUUUUGUAAAAGAGUACCCUUGUAUUUUGCAAGUUGGCACGGCCUCAGUGUCCCUGGAAGCCCAAGAUGGCCAAUUAUUUAACUUCUACACGUUUGACAAGCGCGGAUUGUCCCCUGGGUUUGAUGCACCAGGACUGAACACGUACAAUGUGGUCAGAAUAGCCCGCAGGCCAACCUUUUCAAGCUGAACUGCAGCCACGUACAGGGACAACUGGUGUGUCCUUGGUAUACAUGAGGGACUGUAAACAGGGACCAAAUGGAAAAAAUAUGGUCAAAGAUGAGAUUGCGGUUUUGAUAACAAAGAGAGCAGAGAGGGACAAUGAUAUGUGUAAUAUCUCACACAGAAGAUGAAUUACUUUCGCUCUUGAAUGAUGUAUAUGACUGUCCUUCACUACGC